AGAUAAGGUAAAGGGAUAAGAAAAUCUGAAAGAAAUGUGAAAGUAAACAUAAACUGCAACAAAAACCCUACUUUAGUGCUACACCAACAUGAGAAGCAACAACCAUAAUCAGAAACAACAAUAAAAACAUGCUAUUUAUAAUAUAGUUGAACUAAAAUCUUUCAUUCUUCACUCACUUCAAAACUUCCCUUAAUAAUAACAACGAUGUUACUGUGUGAACUACUUUGAUGUUAAUUAUGGCUACUACUACACGUGUUCCUUUUGUUUCUGCUACCACAUUUUUUCCUAACCAAUGCCAUAAAUAUUCAUUGGUGGCAAGGACAAUUAAUUUACCUGUUUCUUCUACAUCAUUAAGGCUUUCUUCUUGUUAUUCUACUUCAUUGGUUUCACUUGCAUUACCAAGGAGUUUUAAGAGAGGUGGAAAUAGAAGAAGUGUUGUUGUUGUUGCUAUGGCUGAGUCUUCAAAGAGUACUGUGCUUGUUACUGGUGCUGGUGGUCGUACAGGACAAAUAGUUUAUAAAAAAUUAAAAGAGAGGCCAAACGAAUACAUCGCAAGAGGGCUAGUUAGAUCAGAAGAAAGCAAGCAGAAAAUUGGUGCUGCGGAUGAUGUUUUUAUUGGUGAUAUCAGAGAUACCGAAAGUCUUGCUCCUGCAAUUCAAGGUAUAGAUGCUCUCAUAAUCCUUACAAGUGGAGUACCACUAAUGAAACCUGGAUUCGAUCCAACUCAAGGAAAAAGACCCGAGUUCUAUUUUGAAGAUGGUGCAUACCCUGAACAGGUUGACUGGAUCGGACAGAAAAAUCAAAUAGAUGCUGCUAAGGCUGCCGGAGUAAAGCAGAUUGUGUUGGUAGGGUCUAUGGGUGGAACAGACCUUAACCAUCCUUUGAACAGUUUGGGUGAUGGGAAUAUAUUGGUUUGGAAAAGAAAGGCUGAACAAUAUCUUGCUGAUUCUGGUAUUCCAUAUACGAUUAUAAGAGCUGGUGGCUUGCAAGACAAGGAGGGAGGUAUCCGUGAACUCGUCAUAGGGAAGGACGAUGAGCUUCUAAAGACUGACAUCAGAACCAUAGCUAGACCUGAUGUUGCAGAAGUCUGUCUUCAGGCACUAAAUUUUGAGGAGGCUCAAUUUAAGGCAUUUGAUUUGGCAUCAAAACCCGAGGGAACAGGUUCACCAACAAAGGACUUUAAGGCUUUAUUUUCCCAGAUCACUACUCGUUUUUGAUUUCAAAUGUCGAUGUCAUUAUCUUAAAAUGCUUGUUAUUUACAUUUGAGAUUGAACCAUAAAACAACUAUUAGUGCUAUCCAAAGCAAAUUUACAUUAUGUUUUGGUAAUUUAGAAAAAGAUUGUAUCUAAAGCAAAUUGUAGACUUUACCAGUUCUGUAAACUUGAGAAACACUCAUGUCUAGUUAUCAGUGCAAUAGUUCAUUAUCAUUUUAAUUGUUUUUAAGCAUUUGUAA
Medicago truncatula (barrel medic) is the source of this 1453-nucleotide messenger RNA. RefSeq lists its product as uncharacterized. Gene Ontology annotation, molecular function: oxidoreductase activity. The record is from RefSeq and is a predicted model, not a curated record. Bases 228 to 1217 code for a protein of 329 amino acids. NCBI's taxonomy places the organism in Eukaryota, Viridiplantae, Streptophyta, Magnoliopsida, Fabales, Fabaceae. Gene Ontology annotation, cellular component: chloroplast. The transcript has 7 exons.